UCAUGAUGUAGGCUUUUGUUUUCUUCAGGUUCUUUGUUACAUUUAUUUCGUCUGGAUCCGGCGCAGGGAAGAAUGGUUCAAGUAGCAAGCAAACGUCUGCGGUUCCUCAUCACGGCAAUUCAUGUGACAGGCGAUCGUAUCUGCGUCGCUUCACAUACAGAUUCCAUUUCAUUUUAUCAUUUUGACCCUGACUCAGGAAAGAUUGAAUUCCGCAAAAGCGAUACGGUAUCACGGACAAUCCGCCACACCAUGCUGUUAAACGGCGGUAUGGCCGUGGGCUCCUGCAUGUCUGGUGGUCUUGUUGGCCUCUAUGAUGAUCCAGACGAUAAAUCGUUUGAACAUCGUCUUCAGCGAUUGUUUUCAUUCCAUUAUCCCGAUCUUCUGACCCAACCAAUGCUGAGCACAUUAAGUGCACAACGAUAUACAGGCUCGGAGAGAAAACUGCUCCGAAAACAUUUAUUGCCAUGGACGGCAAUCACAGAAAAAGAUAUCCAAAAGGCGAGCGAGGAACCGCUUCUACCGAUCGUCUGUUGCAGCUUGGCGGGCGGCGUUAUCCAAAUUCAUCGACUCGAUGCAUCACUCUAUGCUUUGCUGUUGGCACUGCAAGAACGUCUCAUAGCCUCUGAAGUGCCUUUACUGCUUGGUUCAUCAAAAGACUUCAAAGAAUGGUACUGCCAAUUGUCUCACGGAGAAACGAAUACGAUCCAUGGCGAUCUUUUGGUUUCCUUUUUCCGACUAUCAGCCUCGGAGCAGAAUCAGUUACUAUCGGCAAAAGACGAUUCAAUUGACUUAAUCGAGGCAGUACGAACAUUUUUGGCGACUAUGGGGCCCGAGGGUGAGUUGGUGAAACCUCUGGGUGAUUUUGAAUCAUGGGCAACAGUACCAAUGACUGUUGCAGAUGCUAUUACGGUCUAUGAAAAAAUCAUCCUGGAACUGGAGAAUAAUACGUGAUACUUGGGCUACUGAAAAGAUUAAAUAUUGUAAACAUCAUUUUGUUGCAUGGAAACGGUAGAUGUCGUCUGAUUGUUUCUUUGUUUUAUUUGAUUUUUUAAUCAAGGGUCUAGUGGUGAUGGUCAUCGGUCUUUUGGAAUCGGAUGCCGCCUACAGAUAGAAUCAAUAUCAGUGUCAAUUGUUCAUCGUCUUUUUUUGUUCUCGCUGUUUUGUUGGUAAAACUUACAGUAGCCGCAUGCAUGAGCACCGGGUUUAUCCUAACAAUAAGAGAA
Radiomyces spectabilis is the source of this 1223-nucleotide messenger RNA. RefSeq lists its product as uncharacterized. Lineage: Eukaryota; Fungi; Mucoromycota; Mucoromycetes; Mucorales; Radiomycetaceae. The transcript is spliced from 4 exons. Gene Ontology annotation, cellular component: nucleus. The record is from RefSeq and is a predicted model, not a curated record. The coding region runs from base 73 to 951 and encodes 292 amino acids. Gene Ontology annotation, molecular function: nucleic acid binding; protein binding.